UCCUGUAAGGACAAACAGAGCCCAAACACCACACCAAGACUGACAUGCCUCUGGUGGGUAAGAAUAGCCUCACAAUAGAGCUCACAUCUCUCGCCUUCUGUUGUCUGAGAACAGUUGUUGUCAGGACAGAAGCAGAGGGAAGAUGGGAAACCAGGUUGGUGGACACGCGUGAGUCGUGCUGUUGCGGAUUUCAGCUGACCUGCUGUGUAGGACCUGACCAGGAAUUUGAGUGCUUGUAAAUAGCACUUAUUUUAAAUGCCUGCUUGGACUGAGUUUAAUACAGACUGUAAAAUAUUGUUUCUUGUGUGGAAUCAAGUGGGCUGUGAGUUGACCAGGAUAUUCUGUGCAGUAGUCUCCGGGGUUGGAGGCCUAAAUCUGCUGGCAUGGCUAAACAGACUGCAUCUGAAAUUAUCUUCAUAACACUGAACCACAACGUCACCCUUAUAGGGAAAGCAUGGCUUGUCCUGGUGAUAUUCCUAAGGAUCCUGAUCUUGCUGUUUGCUGGUUAUCCCCUCUUCCGGGAUGAGCAGGAAAGAUUUGUGUGUAACACCAUUCAGCCCGGUUGUGCCAAUGUGUGCUACGACAUGUUUGCCCCUCUCUCCCUUUUCCGAUUCUGGCUGGUGCAGCUCACCACCCUGUGCCUUCCCUAUAUGAUGUUUGUCACUUAUGUGAUCCACAAACUGACUGCUGAUAGCAGAACUUCUGAGUCCAUAAAAGCGGACUCUAUCUAUAAGAUCCAUCAAGAACCAUUCAGAAAAUCAUCUCUUUGUAAGACCGUUGUUAAAGCUGGGAAGGGCCAGGUGCAGUACUUCACAGGAGCCUACAUCCUGCAUCUGUUGCUUCGGAUACUUAUAGAAGCUGGAUUUGGAGCUGCACAUUAUUACUUGUUUGGCUUCCAAAUCCCCAAACGCUUCAUGUGUCAGCAGCCACCUUGCACAACAACAGUGGACUGCUACAUCUCUAGACCCACUGAGAAAACCAUCAUGUUGAACUUCAUGUUGGGGGCAGCCACUCUGUCCUUGUUGCUAAAUGUGUGCGACCUAAUUUGUGGCGUCACGCGCUCCGUGAGGCAAAAAAGCAAAGGAAAGAUGCUAGUAGAGAAGAUGUACGCCGAGGAGCAGUACUACUUGUCAGGGAAUGGAAAUGAAGGAGUGGACGCCAGCAUCCAGCCGACUCGAGAUGUGAUGGGACCAGGAGGUUACGGCAAAAGAGGGACCAGGAAAUCAAGUGGCUAUCAAGCUGCUUCCAUUUUUUUGGUUGAUGACCCUCCACCAACCUCAAGACUUGGAGGAAUGCCUGGCUCCAACAACAAUGAUGAUAGCAGCAGCUACCAACCCAACCAAGAAGAGGGGAUGGUUAGAGAGGGCAGUGAAGUGGCAUUGUGCCCCAGAGAGCCUUUGGGGACUCCUAGAUCCAUUAAAGUUAGCAAACGCAGUCGUCUCAAACCUCCACCGCCACCACGAAGAGACAAACUAGCUACUCAAGGUGCAAUCGAUGUCUCAGGAGCAACAGCUGUGUGCACCAGAAGAUUAGGGCAAUAUACUCUGGUAGAAAUGACCACCGGUGAGGACAUACCAGCUUGCAAUGGAGAUGGACAAGAGAAGAGGUCGGAAUGGGUUUGACUGUCUCGCCAGAUGACUAAGAAUUUGACUUUUAGCUUUCAUUUUGAAGCACUGAAAGAAGAAAAGUUGAUUGGGAGUUGACUGGAAUGAAGUGACGUGAUUAGAAUAGAUUGCUUGGAGAAACAAGGUGAAAUGAGAGGUAUUAUUAGAUAUC
Carassius gibelio (silver crucian carp) is the source of this 1776-nucleotide messenger RNA. RefSeq names its product gap junction delta-4 protein-like. Bases 384 to 1622 code for a protein of 412 amino acids. The record is from RefSeq and is a predicted model, not a curated record. Gene Ontology annotation, biological process: cell communication. The transcript is spliced from 2 exons. Gene Ontology annotation, cellular component: connexin complex. Lineage: Eukaryota; Metazoa; Chordata; Actinopteri; Cypriniformes; Cyprinidae.